Heterostelium album PN500 is the source of this 1101-nucleotide messenger RNA. RefSeq lists its product as uncharacterized. The transcript is spliced from 2 exons. NCBI's taxonomy places the organism in Eukaryota, Evosea, Eumycetozoa, Acytosteliales, Acytosteliaceae. Bases 1 to 1101 code for a protein of 366 amino acids. The record is from RefSeq and is a predicted model, not a curated record.
AUGACUGUAUUAGUAGAGAAUAAACAACAAAAUGGUGCAUCGGCAUCAACUACAGAGUUGGAACUCAAAGUAUUCAAGGUUUUAGCUGCAUUUUCACAGAGCAUAGAGAAAUCACUGAUUACAAGUCAAACCAAUAUCAAUGAUAUGUAUAAAACAUUAAAUUGUCCGUUGCCUCAAUCACCGGAAUUGAAGCAACUCAAUCAGAUUACAGACACUGGUAACAUUGGUCUCCUAACAAUACAGAUGGUCAGAACUGUCAUUCAAAGAUCAGAAGCACUAUCUAAACAAAUUUCAACUUUAAAUACAACAGUUAAAAAUAAUAAUAUAAAUUUAAAUAACAAUAAUAGUAAUAAUAAUAAUAGUAGCAGUAGCAGUAGUAAUGCCGAAAUUAAAGCUUAUAAAAUGGAGAUUGAAUCAUUAAAAAAGAAAAUAACAAGAUUACAACAAACUACACCUUCAUCAUCCUCUUCUUCUACAACUACAACAACAACUACUUCAACUUCAACAGCCAACAACACUAUCACAAAAUCAACAUCAAACAAUCAUUUAAACGAAGAAUCAACAACAUCCAAUAGCAAUAGAUCGUCAAAGGAUCACAGCAGCGAAUCGUUGUCAUCGCUCAGAAAUGAAGUCGAGAUUUCACAUGACCCGAUGAUGGACGAUGAAUUGAUAGAGACACCGCGCGAAGACUCGAUACUGUCGUCGACAAGCUCGUCAUCGGCGGCACACGCCUCGACUGAGAUGCACAUCACCAACGGACACGCAUCGAUAUCGUCGGGAUCGUCGCCCAUCGUAACACCGCCAACGAUCAGCGCCAACGACAAGACACUCAGCUCAAGCGGAUCAUUCACUUCACAGGCACACUCACCACUGACACACUCAGCAUCGUCCACCUCCAUCCUCGGAAACUCCUCACCAUCUUCAUCGUCGACCAACCUCGCCUAUGGCGACUCGCCAUCGAGACAGUCAUCGGCUAACCUCGGCAACUCUACCAACGCAGCACCCAAGAAGGCAUAUCUCACCGAUCUACUCGAUCAAAUCGAUCUUGAAAACAACACACCAUCAAAAGAUAAAAAGAAAGGAAAAUUCAAAUUCUUUUAA